AUGACUUCCUGUCCUGUCAAGCCACAGGAAACUAUGGAUAUGAUGUACAUCUCCAUUGAGACAGCGAUUGCGCUGGCCUCUGUAGUUGGGAUUGUUCUGGUGGUGCUGGUGGUGUAUGUGAACCGGUCUCUCCGCAAAGGAACCUUCUGCUUCAUUGUGUCGCUGGCCGUGGCUGACAUCACUGUGGGACUUUUGGUGAUCCCUCUAGCUAUCAUCAUCAGUCUGCAAUAUUACACUCAGUUCUACACAUGCCUCUUGCUCUCCUGCCUGAUACUGAUGAUCACCCAGAGCUCCAUCUUUUCCCUGCUGGCUAUAGCCAUCGACAGAUAUCUGCGAGUCAAAAUUCCCACCAGGUACAGCAUCAUAGUGACUAACAGGCGGGCAUAUGUAGCAGUUUGCCUGUGUUGGAUCCUCUCCUUCCUCACCGGAUUGGUUCCAAUGACUGGCUGGAAUAAUUAUGAUGCACUAGGAAACCUCAGUAGCUCCAGAGAGAUAGUCUGUGAGUUCACCAGUGUCAUAAGGAUGGACUAUAUGGUGUAUUUUAAUUUCUUUGUCUGUGUAGUGCCACCACUGUUAAUAAUGAUGUGUCUGUAUGGGGAGAUCUUUAGGGUUAUACGGAAGCAACUUAACCGCCGUGCUGAGGCCACGUGUGAUGGAGAAAAGUACUUCCGGAAGGAGCUGAAACUGGCCAAGUCACUGGCCUUGGUGGUCUUUCUCUUUGCUGUGUGCUGGCUGCCAAUACACAUCAUGAACUGCAUUACCUUAUUUUGUCCAGAGUGUACACCUCAGUUUGCCUCAAAAGUAGGGAUUUUUAUGUCCCAUGUAAACUCAGCUCUUAAUCCACUGGUUUAUGCAUUCAGGAUGAAGCAUUUUCGUGCCACCCUCAUCCAAAUCAUUCGCCGUUCCAUGCUGGGGAAGAAGAAGAUCUGGAGGCUCCAGAGGACGAGCUGGAUGAAGAACAAGAUGCCUUGCUACACUUCAGCAAAUAUCGUGACACUCAGUUUGAGAAACCGUGGGAGCAGUGGACCUUCAGAGAUAAGGCAAACUAUUACAUGGACCGCAUCUUCCUCGGGUUUUUGUUCACUUUUUUGGUCAUUUUCAUUGUAGAAUGUGGCUAUAAAAUCUGGUAUGUAACAAAUGUGAAUAAGAUUGGGGAGUUUGUAUCAGAUUCAGUGGUCUUUUUGUUCGACUGGCUCUUCACGCAGUUGAGACAGGAGGAGGUGGCUGAAUUGUAGGCUGUUAUGAAUUGGUGAUCGCUUGAUUUUGUCAUUUUUUGUGAGUCUUUUUUUCCUGCAAUGUUUAAAGCAUAUGUGGUAUUACAAAAGAUCAGUACAGAAUUCAGCUACAUCUUAACAAUAUAUUUGUAAUAAUAAUAAUAAUAAUAAUAAUACCUGAACAUUAUUUCUGAUUAUUUGUGAUGUGAUUAAACAUUACAUUAAACUAGCUGUUUCACUGUUCACUGCUAGUUACAUUCUGAAGUUGGUGCAUACUAUUUAAUGAUUUGUAGCAUGUGAUCAUUGUAAUUUUUCCAAACCAACUGUGUAAUUAAAAAACAAUUUCAGCUGUGGUGCAUAAAG
This is a messenger RNA of Archocentrus centrarchus (flier cichlid), 1577 nucleotides long. Its product is annotated as adenosine receptor A1-like. Gene Ontology annotation, cellular component: dendrite; plasma membrane; synapse. Gene Ontology annotation, molecular function: G protein-coupled adenosine receptor activity. NCBI's taxonomy places the organism in Eukaryota, Metazoa, Chordata, Actinopteri, Cichliformes, Cichlidae. Gene Ontology annotation, biological process: G protein-coupled adenosine receptor signaling pathway. Bases 1 to 1107 code for a protein of 368 amino acids. The transcript is spliced from 3 exons. The record is from RefSeq and is a predicted model, not a curated record.